AUGCAUCAAAGCAUCUCCUCCUCAUCAUCGACUCGUGGAUCCUCACGAAAUCCGAGAAACAUGAUUCAAAUACAAACUCAAGAUAUUCAUGACAUGUUUUAUGAGCUGAGAAGAACGGAACAACAAGCGGACGAAAAGUUUUUCGUGAGAAUGCCAAAACUCAUUCAAGCCAUGCAAGAAUUGGCUCAAGAACAAUAUCGAGUUCUGAGCGGCUACAAUUAUAACGCUCAUGUUCAUGAUAAUCCUUCCAUUCGAAAUGAAAUUCAAACAUUAAGGAAGCAAGAGAAUCGGGAUUUGCAGCGAAAAUUAGAAAUUAAACAACUUUCAAAGCAAAUCAAAAAAGAUCGUAAGAGAAUGAUUAAAGAAGAGAAGGAGAGAGAACAAUGUCUUGACAAAGAGGAUAAACAUUUUGACAAGUCAACCUCCACCACUGUCAAAUACCGAAACGGAAAGAAAAUGGAAAAUUUGGGAGAACAUUGCGAAGAAAAUGGAUUUAGAGGAGAUGUAGAAGGAGUGUAUCAUGAGGUUGAAUUUGUGAAACGAGGAAUGGCUCCUCCUGUAUUGAAUGAAUGGCCCACCAAAAGGGAACUAUCAGCUGGUGAUCCUCAACAACAAGUUGACAAAAACGAAUUUACUCCAUCGUCUAAUUUAUUCGAACAACACCGUAGGGAGAGAAAAAUUAGAAAGACGCCUAACAUUUAUCAAGCAAAAAGUCUUUCCAAAAAGAGGUGA
Messenger RNA from Naegleria lovaniensis, 732 nucleotides. RefSeq lists its product as uncharacterized. Bases 1 to 732 code for a protein of 243 amino acids. The record is from RefSeq and is a predicted model, not a curated record. The transcript has a single exon. NCBI's taxonomy places the organism in Eukaryota, Heterolobosea, Eutetramitea, Acrasida, Naegleriidae.